UAUAUGCUGGAAAAUAGCAGAUUGGAAAUGUAGGCAGGGAACCAAAGGACAAAGAAGAUGAUCAGAAAAGUAGAUCAGUAGAGUAGGAGAUGGAGCCAGAAAUGGAGAAGAGAAGAGGAGAAAUAAAUACUAAUAGGGACGAUGAGAAUUGGGUUUAUGAUUCGUCUGUAGAUCAUAAAGGAAGAGUUCCUCUCCGUGCUUCAACUGGCGUAUGGAAAGCUUCUCUCUUUAUCAUCACUAUUGAAUUUAGUGAGAGGUUAAGUUACUUUGGAAUAGCAACAAAUCUCAUCUCCUACCUCACCCAAGUGAUUCAUCAAGACAUCAAAACAGCAGCCAAAAAUGUGAACUUCUGGGCAGGGGUCACAACCAUAAUGCCUCUGAUUGGAGGCUUUUUAGCAGACGCCUACACUGGCCGAUUCAACAUGGUUCUGUUUUCAUCCCUCAUAUAUAUAAUGGGCCUAAGUCUCUUGACAAUUGCACAGUUUAUCCCAAGUCUAAAGCCCUGCAAUACAAAGAUGUGUCUAGAACCUAGAAAAAUUCAUGAAGUGGUACUUUUCAUUGCCUUGUAUUUUAUCACUGUUGGAACUGGAGGGCACAAGCCAUGCCUUCAAAGCUUUGGAGCUGACCAAUUUGACGACGAUCACUUGGAAGAAAGAAAGAAGAAAAUGUCCUACUUCAACUGGUGGAACUUUGCACUUUGUUGUGGUUUGCUUCUUGGUGUAACAGUAAUUGUUUAUGUUCAAGACUAUGUGAGCUGGGGUGUUGCAGAUCUCAUUCUCACAAUCACCAUGGCUAUUACAAUUGUGACCUUCUACAUGGGGAAGGCUUGUUAUAGGUAUAGAGUGCCAGAAGGAAGCCCUUUGAUACCAAUGCUGCAGGUAUUGGUUGCAGCCAUAAGAAAAAGAAACUUACCCAAUCCUUCAAGCCCUGCUUUGCUAUUUGAAGUUCCCAAGUCUCAGAAGCACUGCCAAGGAAGGCUUUUACUUCACACGAAUAGGCUUAGGUUUUUAGACAAGGCUGCGAUAAUUGAAGAGCAUGUCAGCACAUCUUAUGAACAGAAAUAUAAUCCUUGGAGAUUGACAACACUAACACAGGUGGAGGAGGUGAAACUUAUUUUGAACAUGAUCCCCAUAUGGCUAACUUCAUUAACAUUUGGAGUAUGCCUGGCACAAGCCUCAACAUUCUUCGUCAAACAAGCUGCUACAAUGAACCUAAACAUCACUGACAACUUCAAAAUCCCUCCAGCCUCCAUAUAUUCUCUUGGGGCCAUUGCAAUGCUAAUCUCUGUCACAGUCUAUGACAAGAUUCUUGUUCCAAUUUUAAGAAAAGCCACGGGCAAUGAAAGAGGCAUCAACAUCCUGCACAGGAUUGGAUUUGGGAUGAUUUUUUCAGUGAUGGCAAUGUCAGCUGCAGCAUUAGUUGAAAGAAGAAGACUAAAAGCUGAUGAGCCACAAUCCAUGAGUGUGUUCUGGUUAGCUCCACAGUACAUAAUUCUUGGGCUUGGAGAUGGGUUCACUCUGGUUGGCUUGCAGGAGUAUUUCUAUGACCAAGUUCCUGACUCAAUGAGAAGCUUGGGUAUUGCUUUUUAUCUGAGUGUGAUUGGGGUUGGGAGCUUCAUAAGCAGCUUUCUGAUCAUGGCUGUGGAUCAUGUCACAGAGAAGGGUGGGAGAAGUUGGUUUGGCAAGGACUUGAAUUCUAGCCGCUUGGACAAUUUCUACUGGCUAUUGGCAGCCAUGAAUGGUUUAAAUUUGUGCUUUUAUGGGUUGUUGGCUAGGGGCUAUACUUACAAAAAUGUGGAGAGAAGGGUGGUUGUUGUCACUGAUGUGUAAUGGAAUUAAGCAGUCUAUGCCUUGAAUUUAUGCAUAAUUUAGAAAAUUGAGAACC
This is a messenger RNA of Prunus persica (peach), 1884 nucleotides long. Its product is annotated as protein NRT1/ PTR FAMILY 5.6. Gene Ontology annotation, cellular component: membrane. NCBI's taxonomy places the organism in Eukaryota, Viridiplantae, Streptophyta, Magnoliopsida, Rosales, Rosaceae. Gene Ontology annotation, biological process: transmembrane transport; dipeptide transport. The record is from RefSeq and is a predicted model, not a curated record. Gene Ontology annotation, molecular function: tripeptide transmembrane transporter activity; dipeptide transmembrane transporter activity. The coding region runs from base 90 to 1829 and encodes 579 amino acids. The transcript has 5 exons.